UUUAAUAAUCAACUACUAACCAACUUUUCCUUUAAUUAUCAUCUCUUUCACCCCUUAAUCCUUUCCUAAUUGGGUAUGUAAUUUUAAUAAUCUCCCUUUGGAUCUAUUUCUCAGUUUGUAGCUUCAAACACUUUUGCAGCCUUGCAGUAGUUCUGUCUGUGUCUGGAAACAGGAAAAAGAUAUUGUACAGCUGUAAUCCGGUCACUGGCAAGCAGCCUGACACGUGGCAGCCGGUGAACCACUUGCUCUAUCUCCUGUGUAGUUUGUACUCCGUAUAAUGUUUUGGUGAGACCAAUAUCAGUAGUCAUUACUGGGUUAUAUCCCAAGGCUGCAACUUUGCUGCAAACAGUGAAUAUCAGAAUCUCUCCCCUUUUUUUUUUUUCUCUCUCUCAUAGUAACUCCAAUAUUUUGGGUUGAGGAAAAGGUGUUUGUAAUGGAGUUAUGAAGCGAAAGGUUUCCUUGCCUGUAGUAGCUGUAUCUUGUCGACGAUGAGCAAUGGUAACAACGAAGACCUGGAUUUAAGGCUUGCUUUGGGAUAUUCUGAUCAGAACAAUGCGUCGAGAGUGAAGAAUGAAUCGGGUGCAGGUGUAAAUGCGGGUACAACAGUGGGCAUGACAUUUGCAGCAUCUGAUCCCUUAUCUGAGCUAGUUUGGUCCCCUCACAAAGGUUUGAGUCUGAAAUGCACUGGCACUGGCUUAGCUGAUAAAAAGCCUUUUCUUUUGUGGAAUGUGGGGUCUAACAAUGUCACUCACCAUUCACCAUCACAAAGCAAUAUAUUCGAGGAUGAAGGUAAAGAUAUCGGGAAAGGCAAGCUUCUAGUGACCGAGGCGAUGUCUCUGUUAGACAUGGAGGAUGUUCAGAGAAUUCAUCUCGGUAAAUCUUCUUCCAGAAAUGUUCUUGCUCCCAGGCCAAGCUGUGGAAAUGAAAUGGGAAACAGCAGUGGAAGGGAGAGAUUGAACACCGGAGAGGGAUUUGAAAUCGCGGGUACUAAUAAAAUUGCAGAAAAUGUAAGUAAGAAGAGAAAGAAGGAUGCCUCGCCUCCACAGCAUAUUCAAAUCACUGAAAACGACAAAUACAAUAAUGCAGGUCCGGGGGAAGAGAGAGCACCGAAGAAGUCUCUGCAGCAAGUGGCUGAGGAUAAUGGCAGUGGCAAUCAGAUUCUGGGAUUAGGAUUAACGGUGUCCUCUGAAAUUCGUUCUUCGAGAAAGUUGGGACCUCAAGUUGCUCGGUCGCUCAAUUUGGUUUUACCUCAGCAGGAAUCAAAUGAAAAGGCGGCGUCUUUAGGAGAAGAAAGUGGAGGUAAAAGGGAGCACUUGGAAAAGCAGGAAUCCAGUGCUGAAAACGACAAGCAGAACUUGGUUACAAAAGAAGGGAGUGAACAGAAUGAGAAGAGAGUUAUGAGGGAGAACUCGGUGCCACUCGAGACUUCUCUAGCAUUGCGUAGAAGGAAAGGCAAGGAGAAAGUUUACUCCGAUGGUAAUGGCAAUAGCAGGAUGUCGAGUAACGAGGAAGACAGCCACGAGAGCGUGGAUAGCUGUAACAGUAUGAGGAUGUUUCCUCAAGGCAAGAGACAGUUGCAGUUGGAACAGCCAUUGCUUGUUGGGGGCAAAAGGAUCAAGACAGAAAUGCAAGGGCACACUGCCUCGACCUCGAAUGUUGGGAAUGACAGCUCGUUUAUGACUUGGAUAUCGAACAUGGUAAAUGGUUUCUCGAAAACCAAUCGAGAAGAGGCUCCUCUACCCCUUCCCCUCGCUCAUUCUUUACCCGGGAAUGAAAGAAACCGUGGUGAGAUCAUCACAUAUGGCAAAAAUCACGAUGUUGAGAGAAACACCACCGGGUUCCAAACUAUGUUCCACUUGCUUCUUUGCCCGCCUUCAGCAACGCCAGAGCCAAGAGCAUUAAAAGACGAUCCUUCAACAGGAGAAUCUAAAGAAGUUAUCUUGCCCGGGAAUGAUGAGAGCAAGCAUGGUGAGAUUGUCGCGUAUGACAAAAACCACAACUCGGGGAGUGAAAACACAGGCUUCCAAUCUAUGUUUCGUUCACUUUUUCGCCCACCUUCAGUGAUGCCCGAGAAAAGAAUGCUAAAAGAUGACCCUCCAACACGAGAAUCUAAAGAAGUUAUGUUGGCUGAUAAGAUGAUAAUCGAAGCUUCACCAAUUAGCUGCCAUCGGGAGAGUAGUGGAUCGGAUGAACAAAUUUUCGUGUCUAAGAGUGAUAAAGUCAUCACAUCUGCAUUGGCACACAGGGAUGGGAUAUCAACUAAAUUCCCAAUUAAGCCUAUCAGUGUUGGUCCAACAAGGGAUGCUUGCAAAUCCACUUCAACCGAGAAGAAAUCCUCUGGCAAUUCAUCGAGUAGAAAGACAACCGAGGGAGGGAACUCUUCGGGUUCUCUUCGUAAACUCAAAACCAGAAAUGGAAAUAACAACAGUUCCAGUCAUCCUUCUGAAAGCAAAGCAUUCAAUAAAGACUUAUCCAAGACAAGUGUAUCUCAUGGUCAUGGAAACUUGUGGAUUACUCGGUUUUGUGUCAAAGACCAUCCCACUGCCACGAAUUUAGAUGAAUUCAAGGAGAACAGAGAUGAAACAACACAGCGUUCUCCUGAUUGCAAAAGGCCUAAUCCAAAUGCACAAGUUUCUUCUGAAUAUCCCAACAACAACGCAAAGUUUCCUUCCCCAAAAUUGAAGAGCUCAGAGGCAAUGGCGUCCCUGUUUGCAAGGCGAUUGGACGCCAUUAAACAUAUCGUACCUUCAGCACCUCAAAACGAAGUUAUGUGCUCAAGAACAACUUGUUUCUUCUGUGGCAGAAGAGGCCAUGACUUACGUAACUGUUCAGAGGUAACUGAAACCGAGCUGGAGAGUCUUCUAAGAAAUGUCAGUUCAUAUGACGGGACUGAAGAUCUCCAUUCCUUGUGCAUUCGGUGCCUUCAACUCGAUCACUGGGCUAUUACAUGCCCACAAGAAUCCUCGGGCAAGCAACAGAAGCAAGAACAUGGCAAUUCUGUUCUUAAUCGUUACUGCACCAAUAAUCUGCAUAUUCGCCCAGCUGAUGAUGAUGAGAACUACCCUAACUUUCUUGCGAAGGUGCAAGGCAAUCCAAGUAUCCUUUCCAACCAUAUUGGAAAUGGCACCGAUGCAGACAACCUAAUAGCAAAUGGAAAAUGGAUCUCGUUUGAAAGAAUGGUAGAAUCAAUCAAAGUAAAAGAAAAUAUGGCUCCAGAUUUGGUAGAGAAUGUGGUGAACGAAAACAACUUGUUACCUUCACCUUCAUCCACUUUUGGUAGCAAUGACAUUGGAGGCAUACCAAAAGGUGCAUUUGAUGCUAUAAGGAGAAUAAGAGUGUCUCGUGGUACUAUCCUCAAAUGGAUAAACUCCAAGUCGUCGCUGUCACAUUUAGAUGGAUUUUUCUUGCGUUUGAGAAUUGGAAAACACGAAGCUGAGCUAGGCAGAACAGGCUACUACGUUGCACGCAUAGCUGGAACCCAAAAAGAGAAUAAUCCCGCAACUGAUUCUAAGAAAUUCAUCUCUGUAAGCGUUGGUAGUGUCAAAUGCUUUGUUGGGUGCCAGUAUGUGUCCAACCACGACUUUCUCGAGGACGAACUAUUGGCAUGGUGGAGCAGAACUUCAGAAAGCGGGGGAAAGGUUCCCUCAGAAGAUGAAUUGAGGUUAAAACUCGAAGAGAGGACGAAGUUGGGUUUCUAGAAUUCUUUGGAAAAGAUUAUCAUAUCAAUGUAAGUGCAAAGAUUGAGCUUCAUGAACAUAUAUGCAACAUCAAUAGCAUUCUCGAGCAGCAAUAAUAAAAUUAAAAGAAGAAUCUCGCCCGUGUUUUCUUGUCUUUGGCAAGGAUUUUGCAGCAAGAAUUCAUGUUUUCUUCACCUGAUUAAGGCUAAAGCUUUAAUUAAAGAACUGCAUUUUUGGAUCCAAGGCUUUUUUGUUUUUGUUUUGUUUUGGAUUUUGAUUUUCACCUGGAGUUGUAAUGCUGGGUCUAUUCUUUCCAUUGCUUUUGAUACAAUAAAGAGAAAAGAGAGCAAUGGGUUAUUGGAAAUUUUCUUGGUUUAAGAUGAGUGUUGAAUAUGGUGCAUCUGAUCUUUUAAUGAAACAUAUGAAAGGUGUAAUUAUAUGAACAAAUGGUUGUAAGUAUUCAUGAAAGGUUGCAAUUAUUUAAAUGUGAUCUUGAAUUAUGAUUGUA
Messenger RNA from Ipomoea triloba (trilobed morning glory), 4185 nucleotides. RefSeq lists its product as uncharacterized. The record is from RefSeq and is a predicted model, not a curated record. Gene Ontology annotation, molecular function: DNA binding; zinc ion binding. Bases 489 to 3698 code for a protein of 1069 amino acids. NCBI's taxonomy places the organism in Eukaryota, Viridiplantae, Streptophyta, Magnoliopsida, Solanales, Convolvulaceae. The transcript is spliced from 7 exons.